AUGGCUCCAGGAACUCUCACUGAGCUCGCCGGAGAGUCUAAGCUCAACUCUAAAUUCGUCCGUGACGAGGAUGAACGCCCCAAGGUCGCCUACAACGUGUUUAGCGACGAGAUCCCGGUGAUAUCUCUCUCCGGGAUUGACGAUGUCGGUGGGAAAAGGGAAGAGAUCUGUCGUCAGAUCGUCGAGGCUUGCGAGAAUUGGGGCAUUUUCCAGGUGGUUGAUCACGGCGUUGAUACUAGUCUUGUGGCGGAUAUGACUCGUCUUGCUCGCGACUUCUUCGCUUUACCUCCGGAAGAUAAGCUCCGGUUCGACAUGUCCGGUGGUAAGAAAGGAGGUUUCAUCGUCUCUAGUCACCUCCAGGGAGAGGCUGUGCAAGAUUGGAGAGAGAUCGUGACGUACUUCUCGUACCCGGUGAGAAACAGAGACUACUCACGGUGGCCGGAUAAGCCCGAAGGAUGGGUGAAAGUGACGGAGGAGUACAGCGGAAAGCUGAUGGGUUUGGCUUGUAAGCUUCUUGAGGUUUUGUCUGAAGCUAUGGAUCUUGAGAAAGAGGCACUCACUAAUGCUUGUGUCGAUAUGGACCAAAAGAUUGUUGUUAACUAUUACCCGAAAUGCCCUCAGCCUGAUCUAACCCUUGGACUCAAACGCCACACUGACCCUGGAACCAUCACUCUGCUGCUCCAAGACCAAGUUGGUGGGUUACAAGCCACUAGGGACAAUGGCAAGACUUGGAUCACGGUGCAGCCUGUUGAAGGAGCUUUUGUCGUCAAUCUUGGCGAUCACGGCCACUAUUUGAGCAACGGGAGGUUCAAGAACGCGGAUCAUCAGGCGGUGGUGAACUCAAACUCGAGCAGACUUUCCAUAGCUACUUUCCAGAAUCCGGCGCCGGAUGCCACCGUGUAUCCGCUUCAAGUGAGAGAAGGAGAGAAGCCGAUCUUGGAGGAGCCAAUCACUUUUGCGGAGAUGUAUAAGAGAAAGAUGGGGAGAGAUCUUGAGCUGGCUCGCCUCAAGAAGCUUGCCAAAGAAGCAAAUGACCUUAAGGAAACUGCUGCGAAGCCUAUCGAUCAAAUCUUUGCUUAG
Messenger RNA from Microthlaspi erraticum, 1080 nucleotides. The record is from the annotation of a GenBank genome assembly. NCBI's taxonomy places the organism in Eukaryota, Viridiplantae, Streptophyta, Magnoliopsida, Brassicales, Brassicaceae.